UCUCAGUUUGAACUCAGGGUAUUCCAUAUUCGUGGAGAACAUGCUGUAUCAACUGCUCAGCUUGAGGAAACCAUUGCAUAUCUGAAGAAAGAACUCGAUAAUAAAUUAAAUAGAAGAAAUGAAAAAGCAAAGGAUAUUGGUGUUUCAACUGAAGAUGAUAACCCACCAAAGACAUACCGAAAUGUAUGUAUACAGACUGACAGAGAAACUUUCAUAAAGCCUAGUGAGGAAGAAAACAGAGCUGUGAAAAAUAACCAAUUAGUACCCAAAAAGCUUAAUAUUUCUUCUUUGUCACAUAGUAUUUCUGCCCAAAGUGAAAAUAAGGACAAUUACCAUGUACAGUCCUCAGAAAGUGUCUUAUCUUGUCAACCAAAACAAAUGCUGCCACCUCCUCCACCACCACCACCUCCUCCUCCCCUUCCUGAUUCUUCACUACCAAGUUUAGUUCCUCCACCACCACCUUUGCCAACGGAUCUGACUUCACUGACGUCUCAGCUUGGAUCUGGUCCACCACUGCCACCUCCACUUUCUGAAGACUGUAGGAAUUUUCAAGCACCACCGCCACCUCCACCGCCACCGCUUCCGGGGUUGGGACCGCCUGUUCCUCCUCCACUGCCUGGAUCUGGGUUACCUCCUCCCCCUCCACCUCCUGGGCCUGGGUUCUUUUUUAAUAGCACUUUAUCUUCAAACCAAGGUCCUCGAAAACCUGCCAUUGAACCUAGCCGUCCCAUGAAGCCUUUGUACUGGACACGGAUACAAUUGCAAGGCAGCAGGAAAACUGCCAUGCCAACAUUAUGGGAAUCACUAGAAGAACCUGAUAUACUUGAUACUACUGAGUUUGAAUAUUUAUUCUCCAAAGACACCACUCAGGAAAAAAGAAAACCAUUAUCAGAGACUUACGAAAAAAAAACCAAGGCCAAAAAGAUUAUCAAAUUGUUGGAUGGAAAACGGUCUCAAACUGUAGGAAUUUUAAUAUCCAGUUUGCACCUGGAGAUGAAGGAUAUUCAACAAGCUAUACUGUGCGUUGAUGAUUCUGUAGUAGAUCUGGAAACACUGGAAGCACUAUAUGAAAAUAGAGCACAAAAGGAUGAACUGGAAAAAAUCAAGCAAUAUUAUCAGUCUUCGAAAGAAGAGGAACUGAAGCUUCUGGAUAAACCAGAACAAUUUUUAUAUGAGUUAUCUCAGAUCCCAAACUUCACAGAACGAGCUCAGUGUAUCAUCUUCCAGUCAGUUUUUUCUGAAGGCAUAACAUCAGUGCACCGGAAAGUUGAUAUCAUAACUCGUGUUUCCAAGGCUUUGCUGAACAUGACAAGCGUAAAGGAAAUUUUAGGUUUGAUUCUGGCUUUUGGAAAUUAUAUGAAUGGUGGGAAUAGGACCCGAGGUCAAGCUGAUGGAUUUGGUUUGGAAAUACUCCCCAAACUAAAGGAUGUCAAAAGCAGAGAUAAUGGUAUUAAUCUUGUGGAUUAUGUCGUCAUGUAUUACCUGCGCCAUUGUGAUAAGGAAGCAGGAACAGACAAGAGUAUUUUUCCUUUACCAGAACCACAGGAUUUUUUCCAGGCCUCCCAAGUUAAGUUUGAAGACCUAAUAAAAGACUUAAGGAAACUGAAGAGAGAUCUAGAAGCCUCUGAAAAGCAGAUGAAGUUAGUUUGCAGAGAGUCUUCUGAAGAGCAUCUCCAGCCCUUCAAGGAGAAAUUAGAGGAAUUCUUCCAGAAAGCUAAAGAAGAACGUAAAAAAGAAGAGAGCAGUUUAGAAAAUGCACAAAAAUGCUUUGAAGAAACAGUGGGAUACUUUGGGAUAAAGCCAAAGCCUGGCGAGAAGGAGAUCACACCAAACUACAUUUUCAUGGUGUGGUACGAAUUCUGCAGUGACUUCAAGACCAUUUGGAAACGAGAGAGCAAAAGCAUUUCCAAGGAACGGAUUAAAGUGGCUCAGCAAUCAGUAAGCAAGUUAACUGCAGAGAAGAAAGUUGAAACGAAGAAGAUCAAUCCUACAGCUAGUUUGAAAGAAAGGCUACGUCAAAAGGAAGCCAAUGUGACCACCAACUGA
Tauraco erythrolophus (red-crested turaco) is the source of this 2046-nucleotide messenger RNA. The record is from RefSeq and is a predicted model, not a curated record. Lineage: Eukaryota; Metazoa; Chordata; Aves; Musophagiformes; Musophagidae.